UUUGAGUCCACGGGAAGGUUUGGAAGCAUGUCCUGCAGCGACCAGACUCCACCCAGUCCCAGCAGGACCAGCGGCAGUAGCUCUGGGGCACAGUAUGCUACUGCUGCGCUGGGUGUGGGCCUCAUCGCUCUGGGGAUAGUAAUGAUUGUGUGGAGCGUGGUGCCGGCAGGGUCUGGAGGGAACAGCUCCAGACCCGGCAUGGAUCAAGGUCAAGCUCGAGAGACCUCAUCCGUGGCAUUCGUCCUAGUAGGGGGAGGAGUGGCGCUUCUGCUGCUGUCUGUGUGUCUGAGCGUACGGAACAAACAGCGGGCAGCCAGGGGACAGGAAGCUGGCAAUACACCUGCAAACACACAGGGGGAGGGGGCAACGAUGGAGCAACUAGAUCAAAACCACAUGGUCCCCACUUAUGAGGAGGUGGUAAUGAGUGGCCAGUAUCCCAUCAGUCAGUCAUCUGAGCGGAACAACAGCAUCACCCAGCUGCCAGCCUAUGACGAACUAGAGGAAGAUCAGCGCACCGUGGAGGAUGGAUUCAGCCCGGCACGCAGACCUUCAUCCCAAAUCGACCCCAGCACUGGAGCGGGUGGCCGAAGAAACAGCCGUCCCGGGCGCAAGCUAAUUCCCCUUAAAAUUAGGCGCAUAAAAUCAGACCACCUUAGAAGGAAAAGCUUAAGUGAUAUCCAACAGAAUAACGUGUUCACCAUCGAACCCCUCACACCGCCUCCACAGUAUGACGAUAAGGUCCCUCCACUUCCUACAGACACACAACAGUGAGGUUUACACUAGCACUGCGGUGUAAUGUCUGCUUACCUCUUUUACGAAUUACUACUGCACUGAACUCCAUAUUAAUCCUCUGGACAGGACAUCCCACUAUCAGCAGCACAGAGAAGGCAGUAGUGUGUCAAGUUGGAGAGCCUUCAUUAUGUCUUCCUGUGUUGGGUGUAUAUUUCCUGUUUAUCAAAAAAAAAAAAAAACCUUAUAAAAAAAAUAAAUAAAUAAGUUGCAGCUGAUUGGAUUAAAACUGAACUGGAACUUGGAAAGAUGUUUACUGAACAACUGCUGGUCUUGAUUUAGGCUGGUCUUGUCAGACUUGAAAUUCAGCAUCCAAGCUGUGCAGACCUUUAUUUCAUAGGACGUCCACAAGAAUUUCAGAAGAGAUGUGAUCCUGUAAACUGUGAGUCACAUCAGCACUGUUGCAUUUUUGCACUGAUUUGUUUGUGUGUGUGGGGUGUGAGGGCAUGUGAUGUUUUUGUAAAUUUUCCAUGAACUUUGCUUUUCCUAUGUUGGCUUUAACUUUUUGUGUUUGUGUGUAAGUACGCUUGUUCUUAGUGACCUUGUUGCCAGAGUGACAAACCAUGAGGUCAUCAGUAUGUGUCUCUCCGACACAGAGAGGUUCUUUGACCCUGCAGCUAUCACUCUCUCACCAACACGCACCACCAGACACUAACUUGACAUUUUCACUUACUUGAUUACACAAACACUCAUCCCUUUAUUUUUAACUUUUCAAUGUUUAUUAGUGUGAAAACAACUGUGUUUCUCAUAGGGCAGCUGUGGCAUCUCCAUGCUUUGAGGUUCAAGCUCCCAGUCAUCUGUCUGCACUUGUGUUACUGCUCUAGGAUUUUCACAGCUAGUUAUUACUGAAAUCAGUGUUUCUUUUUUUGGAAAUUUUGCUGAUGCCUCUGCAGUUUAAGACAGACAUGGAUGGAAAAAUGUUGCUGAAUGUCAUGUGCAAUUUAAUGAUACGUUGUAUGUUUCUUACAUUUUAUUUCUUUUCUAUUUUGUUAUAUUCUAAUUGUAAGCUAGUAUGGAAUGAGAAAUAAAAAGAAUUUGACAUGUG
Molecule: messenger RNA, 1834 nt
Organism: Carassius carassius (crucian carp)
Lineage: Eukaryota; Metazoa; Chordata; Actinopteri; Cypriniformes; Cyprinidae
Product: transmembrane protein 51-like
Exons: 2
Coding region: 28-771 (247 amino acids)
Source: RefSeq, a predicted model, not a curated record